UCCUACUGCUAGUUUUAUAUGUCUUCUUCAGAAAGUUGAUACACUCUAGAGAGGAGAAAAGUGGAAGAAAAAAUAUGAGUAGCUCUGCUUCAUCACCUUUUGAAACAAAUGAGCAGCGAGAAUUGAAACCUGGAAGGAGUAUGCCAACAUGGCUAGGACCACUUUUGAAGAAGACUUUCUUUGGGGAAUGUUUGGUGCAUGAUGGACUUCAAAAGAAUGAAAGGAGCAAGUACUGUAUCACAUGUGAUUCCGAUUUAUGCAAGUAUUGCAUCUCUACAAAAAAACACAAUGAUCAUGACCAGCUAAAGAUUUAUCGACAUGUUUACAAAGACGUCGUUUCUCUCGAGCAGAUGAAGAAGUAUAUUGACUCCAAACUAAUUCAGACAUACAAAUGCAACAAGAAAUGUAUAAUUGCUUUGAAUCCUCUGCCACAUUCUGGGUCUGGCUCUUUAAUUGCUGGAGAUCCUACUUGUCUCACUUGCAAAAGGAGAUUGCAUGACCCUGAACGGUUUCAAUUCUGUAGGAUUGCUUGCCCGGUGGAAGAAAAAUGGGGAAAGAUUGCUGAGACGAAACGGAAGCGCAAGAGGAAGGGAAUUCCUUGCAGAGCUCCUUUAAAAUAAACAUGCUUUGCUUUAAUUUGAUCAUUUUAAAAUACUUUGCUUGGAUAAUUUUAAACUGUGUGAUUUUAUGUUGCAACUAAAAAAAUGUAUGUAGUUUCAACUAUUUUUGUUUUAAUUUAGACUGUUAAACCUAGUUCUUGCAUGUAUUGUCAUUGUGGUUAAAAGUAUGUGUGGACGCAUG
Molecule: messenger RNA, 801 nt
Organism: Solanum lycopersicum (tomato)
Lineage: Eukaryota; Viridiplantae; Streptophyta; Magnoliopsida; Solanales; Solanaceae
Source: RefSeq, a predicted model, not a curated record